Messenger RNA from Trifolium pratense (red clover), 3849 nucleotides. RefSeq lists its product as uncharacterized. NCBI's taxonomy places the organism in Eukaryota, Viridiplantae, Streptophyta, Magnoliopsida, Fabales, Fabaceae. The transcript has 6 exons. The record is from RefSeq and is a predicted model, not a curated record. Bases 342 to 3674 code for a protein of 1110 amino acids.
GUCGCGACUCAUCUCACUCAAAUAACACCUUAUUCAUUUUUACACUUGCUUAAUUCUGUGUCAAAAAAAUAAAAUCAAACUAGUUAAUUUUUAAAAUAGAAAAAAUCUAGAAAUUAAUAAAGCAGAUCAUUAUUUAUUGAUGAUUUGAUUUUCCCUCAAUUCCGUGGUAAUUUGUUACAGAUUUAUUUAUGUUCCAACAGAUAUGAACGAGAGUUUCUUUGUUUAAUUCAAAUUGAAAAUCGCAAAAAUCGAAACUGAAAUUUUCUCAUCAUACUCAAAUUUCAAAACCACACUCAACCCUUCACUUCCGCAUGCUCUUCUUCUUCUUCGAUCGUUAAACAAUGAAGGGUUUUGGGUCAUACAAUGAUUGGCCCUAUUAUGCAUCACCUUCAUCAAAUUUAUCAGCUUUUGCAACCCCUUUUAGUGUUAAUCGACCUUCUCCAAUCGAUGUUUCGGCUCCGUUCAUCGAUCCAGCAGACGCUGUUCGACCUAGCUUACCUUACGGGUAUCUUAAUCCAAUUAAAGAAUCAGAUUCUGAUGAUUCUAAUUCUUCAAACCAAUUUGGGUAUUCAGGGUUUCAUGUUUUAGAUUCUUCUUGUGCCCAAUUACCUCAAUUUUCGAAUGCGAAUGCUACCAUUGAACCUCAGCAAUACUUUAAUUCAUAUGGGCUUCAUCCUGAUCAUAAUUCUAAGUCUGUUGUGCCUGAUCAUUGGUCUUCGUUUUCGGGUUUUACUUCGUCCGAUGGGGCUGGGUCUUCUCGCGCUGAUUAUGGUAACAAGCCGAUUGAGUUAGGGUUUGCUGGUCAAAGUGUUGUUGGGAAUCAGUUUGCAGAUUUUGGCAAUGGUAAAGGUAAUCAGAUUGGUGUUAGGAGUAGUUUGGCAUCGAAUCAAACCAAUUUCAUUGGUUCUGUUGUUGAUGAAAGGAUCAACUUAGGGGGGCAAGAUAUAACUGACAGUCAGGGUGAGGAUGCGCAUAUGUUUGGUUGGGAGAUACAUCCGCCUACUAUAAGUGCGGGUCACUUAGAUGAUAAAUCUUGCCGGGGGAGAACUACCAAGCCCAUGCCAGUUGAUUUUUCACAUACAUCAGUUUUGCAAUCGCCUUCAUUGUCUCUAGAAACUCAUCAUGAGGCCCCUCUAAAAUUAGCUGUGGAUUCAGGGAACCAUCACUUUUCAUAUACCGGUGUAUAUGACAAAUACCCGUGGCAGUGGCAGCAAGCUAAAAUACCAAGAGUUGAUACAGUUUCUUCAACUCCUAUAACCGGACCCGUUACAGAUUUAAACAUUGGACACAAUUACUAUGAUAUAAAGGAGGCUCAUCCCACGCCCAGUCUUGGGACUGCUGGUUGCUUUGGUUUAGGUCAGCUCCGCAUGCAUCUAGAUAGAAAUGAACCUUCCUCAUCAGACAUUGCAAUGAUUUCAGACAAUGCAAGGCAUGAAUUUCCAAAUCCUCAUCCAAAUCUAGGCAAUUUAAGCUUGAGACUCAAUGCUAUGCAGGCUGUCAAUUCUGUUGAUAAAUCUUUUGAGUGUGGUGGUGAUCAGUGUAAUCCCUCUGUAGACUCGCCUUGCUGGAAGGGAGCUCCUACUGCUCAUUUUUCUUAUUAUGAAUCUGCUGAGGUUUUACCUCCUGAACAUGUGCCUAAAAAUGAAGAGUGUUUUGGUUAUGUUAUUCAGGAGCCUCAGAAUUUUAUUUUUGAUGCCAAAAGUAACGUCAAAAAGCCAUGUGACACCAGCUUCCAAAUGCACAUUCGGACUGUUAAUCAGGAAACAAAUUCAGCAGGUUCUCCCAGGAAGUUGUCAGAAACAAGGUUUGCAUCCGAAGAUUGUCAAUCAGAUGGUGCAGUGAGUGAUGGACCUUUUCAGUCUGAACCAUGUGAUUACGGGCUUCAAUAUCAAGACGGUAUUACCAAAAUGAAGGAAACUAGUGUACCACCAACCAAGCCAAUUGAUUGUGAGUUUGGAUCUUCUCAUGAUGAGCAUCAAGUUACAGAGGAAAACAAAUUGGUGUCUCAACAACUACAUACCUUAUGCAUAGGUGAUGUAGAUGCUGGGUGCAAUGAGAAUAUAUGCUCAGCGUCUGGUACACCUCAUACUGGAGGACAUGCCCUGUCUUCUUCUUCAGUGGAAGAUGCACCUACUACACCUGUAAAAUCAGCUACGAAAGUAUCAACUGAGAAAUUAAAUAUCCAGAUGCUGGUUGCUACCAUGCAAAAUUUAUCACAAUUGCUUCUUAAUCAUUGUUCAAAUGAUGCCUACGAACUGGAAGAAGGAGAUUGCAAGAUCCUUAGAAAUGUGAUCGGUAAUCUUAAUACUUGUAUUUUGAAGAAUGCUGAGCAAAUUAACCUAGCUCAGGAAUGUCUCUUCCAUCAGCCAGAAACUUCUAUAUGUGCUGGAGAAUCAUGUGAGCUUCAACAGAAUGUGUGUUUCAAGGGACCAGAGAGCUCUAUGGACGGGCUUGAAAAUCUUCUUGCUCAAAAGGCAGAUCUGUGUUUUGGAUCUGGGAAGCCACACUGGAUGCCUUCAGACUCCAUUUCCCCAAGCAGCGGUGGUGCAGAAAUGACAAAGGCAGAGAACGUGAAAACAGAUGAGCGUGAAAAUCUGCUUGCUCAAAAGGAAGAUCUGUAUUUUGGAUCUGGGAAGCCACAUUGGAUGCUUUCAGACUCCAUUUCCCCAAGCAAUGGUGCAAAUAUGACAAAGGCAGAGAACAUGACUAAGGCUAUAAAGAAUAUUCUUAGUGAGAAUUUUGAUGAUGGUAAUGAUGACGGUGGAGCAACAGAGUCUCAGACUGCAUUGUUUAAAAAUCUAUGGCUUGAGGCUGAAGCUGCACUAUGUUCUGUUUCUUUCAAAGCUCGCUAUAAUCAAAUGAAGAUUGAAAUGGAGAAACACUCAUACAAGCAAAGAGACAUGGAGGACCAUUCAAAAUCUGAGGUUAUUCCCAGUUUAAGCAGGAGUCAGAGUUCUGCAAUCGGAGUGAACAAAUGUUCAAACUCUGAUUCUUCUGCUGAGAAUUUAGUUGUAUUAGAUGCUACCAAUCCAAAGGAACUAUCUCAGUUGAAAUUUUCUGCUGAUAUGAACGGACCUAAUCCAUUGACACCCGAAGCAGAGGAUAGUCAAAACCUUUAUAGUUUCAUCCGGAACUAUGCUGUUUCUGGCACAAACAAGGAGGUGGUUGGAAAUAAUGUGGCUUCUGUUAUGGCCAGAUACGUUAUUAAAGCCCGGGAUGAAAAUUCGUGCAUCAAUAAUAAUGAUUGGAAGACACCAUCAGAAUUAGCAGACAAGUUGACACCUAGAGAAAUAGAUAAUCAAAACCAGUUUAAUUUUUGUAAGGAUUCUCCUAUUCCUGCAAAAAACAAGGCUGAUUAUGAGACAUCUGUUUUGGCUAGAUUUCAUAUUCUUAAAUCCCGUGCUGCUGAAGAUUCAAAUUCUGAAUGUUCAACAGAGAAAUUGUUUGAAUUAUCUGCUGAAGGAAUAGAGGACACAAUAAUUACAAAAGAUGCAUUAAAGGGUGAAAGUUUGGAUGCCAAUCUCAAUUCCUACACUGCUGUGGACAAAUCAAUCCCAAAGGAGAUUCAUCUGGAUUUGGAGGAUAGUGAAGAAAUUGAGCGUUGCAGAACCUACGAGUUUCAACUUCCUAAUUAUCACUCCGAUGGCAUGGCAUCAGAUUGGGAACAUGUGUAGAAGAGGAGCUUGUUGGUCUAGAAACUGCUAGAGUUGGAUUACAUGACUGAAUAAAUUUUUAUGCAUUAGAGUUGUUUACUGUCUUUUAUCAGACAUAUAUGCUGCAGACUUUGGUCUUUUAAUUCUUUUAUCCAUGUUUUGUAUAUAUAACUCAGACCUUAUCUGUUUUCUUUUA